Molecule: messenger RNA, 412 nt
Organism: Ctenocephalides felis (cat flea)
Lineage: Eukaryota; Metazoa; Arthropoda; Insecta; Siphonaptera; Pulicidae
Product: transcriptional regulator MNL1-like
Exons: 1
Coding region: 95-412 (105 amino acids)
Source: RefSeq, a predicted model, not a curated record
CUGGCAUAUAACAUUUAAUUUUUCUAACGAACUAUUUUAUUUUGCAGAUUUCUUGUGGAAUCCUGAAAUAUUGCAAGAAUGUGAUGUGACCUGGAUGUCUGGUCCGGGAUUUUUCACAACUUCAACCAGAUCGAACAAGACUUCUGGUCGCGGAAGAGGAAGCGGCAGGUCCAACGAUUUAUCAAGAUCCAGCGAACUUCGUUACAUCUGCCCAAACGAUUGCGGCAGAUCUUACCUCCGUAAGGAAACUCUGCGGCGUCACUUGCGGCUAGAAUGCGGCGUCGAGAGAAAGCACCGCUGCGGCAUCUGCGACCAGCGUUUUGUACGACGUGACCACGUCAAAGUACAUCUAAUUCAUGUCCAUGGCCUUAAGGCUGAAACUGGCCUAGAAGUUCACAUGAGAUACGUUUGA